AUGUCAGCAAUGCAAUUCUUGAAGAAUUCAAGAUGGAUAACAGGCUCAAGAUUUCUAUGGCAACCUGAAGACGAAUUGAUUGAACCUACCCCAAUCAAAGCUAUCCCAUUAGAAGAUCCCGAAGUUAAACAAUCCUGUUUUUCCACCAAUGUGAAAGAAACAUGGUCCCUCG
This is a messenger RNA of Paramuricea clavata, 172 nucleotides long. NCBI's taxonomy places the organism in Eukaryota, Metazoa, Cnidaria, Anthozoa, Malacalcyonacea, Plexauridae. The record is from the annotation of a GenBank genome assembly.